Messenger RNA from Xyrichtys novacula (pearly razorfish), 17005 nucleotides. Lineage: Eukaryota; Metazoa; Chordata; Actinopteri; Labriformes; Labridae. The record is from the annotation of a GenBank genome assembly.
CUUUGGGGUUUUUCAUACGGUAUCCACCCAGACAUUAACAUCGCAAUCUUGGAUGCACAUCAGUAUGUAGAGUGUGGAGGUAUUGAGCCCUGAGCUACAGCCUCAGAGAGGGGCGGUGCCGGCCCUCCCCCCUGUAACACUCCCGCUGGCUCAGUUGAUUCAGUCACUCCUCACCGUAGGGAUGGAAAUGUUAGACGAGCAGCAGCAUGCUCCUAGACGCUUGACAGCUGGGAAGAAGUAAAAAUGUUGAAAACAUCGGUAGCUGUGGAGAAAGGCGCCGUGCACAGAGCGGUGUGAGUUGAUCGCCGGGUCUUCCCACAAUGAGCCACAGACCUCCGUACCGGUGUGGAGCAGCGCGCGGCGUGACAGCAGCCUGGAUCCCGGCUGUGUGCACCCUGCUGACGGCUCUGACUGCUGGAGGCUCCCCGCUGGUCCCGGACCCCGAGGUAACCCUUGAGAUUAGCGAUUUAUCGAAGGUGUUAGGAGAGGGAAGCCGCUGAAGGAAUAAAUGUUGGACGUUUUAGCGGAGAGAAACUGACGGGAAGCCUAAACCGAGACUGUACCAAAAAAGUUGACCAGAAAAAAAAAACCUCAGCUCAAUGUGUUCUUGUUAUUUUCAUGACUUGAAGCUUAAGUCCAUACAUGAGGUGUUUGCAAUUCACUAUUUGGUGUUAAGCAACUGGAGCCAAAAUGAUCUUUUCUGAGAGAGUUGGGGAUAAUUUAUACUUUCAGUUGACCAUCAACAUGUAGGGGAGACUGGGGUAAGUUGAGCCACCCCCUGUUGCUUGAAAAUGGUAAAAGAAAUUGAUCAUGUGACCAAAUAUUUAUGAGAUGGGCAUCAAUUCAUGGAGUCUAUGAAGGUUAGAAGUAAAUGGGUGAAGGGGUUAGACAUUUAUUUCCCAACAAACAGUUUUUCAAACUAUGAUUGCCUUGAUAUUGUGAUCCAAAAGUGAUGAAAAAUUGCUCAUCUUACCCCACUCUCCCCUAAGCCACAUCUGUGUGGGAAACUGUGUUUUUUAGUACAUGCCAGUGAGAAAUGGGAAGCUGCGUAUUUUCCUGCCCUGAAAAAUAUAAUCCACAAAGUGAGAAAAAUGCAACUUGGCUCUUUGACCACAGAUUGGGGUUAAACCUCUGAUGCCCUUAAACCAGAAGAAAAAGACAAAUCAGAUGAGGACGUUUCCCCCUUUAAAACAUUGUUACUGAAUGUGUUUAGGAAUUAGAUAAGCCUAGAUGAGCAAUUUCUCCUGAGUUUGAUUGACAAGUUACUUGAAUAUUAAUAACAGCUUCCAUAAACAGCUUCAGCUGCUUGUUGCUCUCAAAAGGAAUCUCGGCUAUUAUUUCUUGGGGUAAUUUGAGAUGGUAUGAUUUAUUUGCAGUAGUGUGGUUUCUAAAUGCAUUAGUUUAAUUUGACAGCUGUCUUUGUUGGCUGUCCACAUUUUCCUCACCAAACUACUGAGACCAUCCAGUGUCUGUUUCUACAGUCCUACUCCAAAAGCGAAGCCCUGUGGCAUGUUUCUGUGUCUCUGAUGGGACAAAGGGACAUUUUCUUCCUCGCUCUUCUUUGCAGAGGCGCAUCUGUCAUCUCCUUGAUUUUGAUUUCCAUCCCACCUUCACCACACGUGUAAUCAAAGAUGUGCCUGCUGUUGUCUGAACAUGAAAUCUGCCAGAGCGAAGACUGAGAGACUCUAAUAUAAAACCAUCAAAAAGGCCGAUCUUGAACCACAAUGCAACAACACCUGUUGUCAUGCACCCGGUUGGUUCAUUUUGACUUUACUGUAUUUUAUAGGCAGCAAACAGCUUUGCUAUUCUCAGCUCGCAUGUUUAUGUGGAAUUCUCAGAAAAUAAUAACCCUGAAUUGUCAGAAACACCCCGGGGUUUCUUCGUCCUAUGGGUGGUCCACAUCUAUACAUCUUGAUUCACAACCUACAGCAGCCACAGUACUUGUAAAAUCAUUGUACACUUUUAUGUUUCCUUGUUUGCCUCAUGGGCAAGUGUACGGGGGUUUACCAGAUACUUUACAUAAGAGGAGCAAACAUACCUCUGUGUUUGUGAAAAACAUAAGCUCUUUAUCGACAGGAGGUACACACGGAUGUAAAAAUUAUUGAUGUGUCAGAAUCAACAUGUGAUAAACUGCUUACAGGUUUUUCUGGAGAAGUAUGGCUACCUCCAUCAGGAUAACCACAUCCAUGAUGCAGCUGAGAUGCAGUCAGCUAUCAGGUAAGUGUUUCAUCUUUAAAACUUUUACUUUUUAAUAGAAGAAUGUUUCGUUUAUACGCAAUGAUGAGUUUUCAGCCUUCAUCACAGGGAAGGGCUCAGUGCGAGACGAACUCCCUGGUGUGAUCGUCAGUCCAUGGCAGUAAAACACACCCUCACCUCUGCUUAACCUUCCCUGAACCAUCAAGGAAUUUCAAAAACCUUGCCCUCUGGCCCCGAUACUGACUGUACUGUAACACAGACUGAGUGAAGAGCUCUGCUUGGGCUGAGUGUUAGUUUGUGAGAACAUGUUCAACAGCAAACCUUAUAUUUGGCUCUAUCUUGUCCUGUUUAAUGAAAGUUACAAGACAUAUAGAAAUGACAGAAGUAAAGGUCAUAUUCAGUGUGAAUUCUUUUUACUUUUUUUUUAUUACAUUUGAUUAAACCAAUAUAGCUUAAUGGCACAUGAAUAAUAUCACUGACCUGCUCCACCCCUACAUUCCUUGUAGAUCACUCAGGUCCGCUGACCAGGGCUUGCUGGUUGUCCCUCAAACUCAUCUAAAAACAAGAGGUGACCAUGCUUUUGAAGUGGUGGCUCCAACACUGUGGAACAAUUCACCUGCUAAAAUUCAUUCAGCUGUUUCCAUUGUCACUUUUAAAAAGCUUUUAAAGACUCAUUUAUUUAAACAGGCCUUUAUCUCCCCUUGUUCUAACUAAUGCUCUAUUUAUGCUAUUGUUUGUUAUUGUUCUUUGAUUUUACUUGAUGUUUAUGAUUGUAUUUUUAACUUUAAGCACUUUGUGAAUCUUUCCUAUGAAAGGUGCUAUACUAAAUAAAUUUUACUCACUAACAAAAGUAUGUCAAAUAAAUUACGCUGCAUAUUUGUUUUUAUCAGCAUUAUGAAAAGGAAAACACACCGUGAACCCGGGGAUGCAUCUCCACAAACAAAUUAUCUCUCUCUUUACGUGCAGCGACUUCCAGUGGUUGUCCCGGCUCCCCAUCACAGGUGAGCUCGACAGCGCCACCCUGAGGCAGAUGGCAGAGCCCCGCUGUGGGGUGUCAGACGAGGUUAGCCAGCAGAUCUGGGCCCACAGAGUGAACUCCAUCCUCACUGGAAAGGGUUCUGCUGUGAGGCACCGCCGGAGACGCUCCGUCAAAGGUAACGUGUAAGAAAACAUGUUUAUACCCCAGUGUGUUUGUGAAUAUCUUCGCUAGAGAACCUUCAGGUUUAUGGGAGCAUUCGCUGCCUUGGGUGCACAAAGUCUUGUGUCCUCUUGUGGAGUGGUCAUUAAAUGGCAACAGUAAACUGGGAGGGUCCCACUCUGUAAACUCAAGCACUAAAUAGAGCUGAGGGGUGUAAUUAAAGCUGGUGGAGUGUCUGAUGUUGCGUGCAUCUGCCUUGAUGAUUCCUGCUUUUAGAUGCCAUUGCACAAGUCUGUUUAGUUUAAUGACAACUUUACUGAAAUAAAACCUCAACUUAAGUUUAAUUCCUGGUAACUUAUCUCUGUUGUAGGAGUUUCCCUCACUGUGUUAAGGAGCCGUGAGAAUCACUGAGGCCAAAAAGACAUCUUCAAUAGAAGGAUAGAGGUUUAGAAGUAUUACAGCGAAAUACUCUCAGCCUUGUAGAGUUUUCAGUUAUUCCCAAAGCUCUGUGGGACUGAACUAUGUCCUUUUGAAUAACUGUGGUCCUGAGCAGCACUGUCAUUUUUUCCUUUUAAAGAUUGUCCUGGUUUCCUGUUUAAAAUUCGGCUAUUAAGGCUUUCAUGAUGAGCAGAUCACUGCAAUUUGAGCUGGCUAAAGACUCCAGGAUUUAAAGCAUUUAACGGUGGUUACAAGUGCAGCUGAGUUUAGUCAAAUUUUAUGCAGGCAGCUUGAAGUAAUUGAGCAAAAUGUCCUUUUCUUCUUGAUUAGAGUACUUCACAGAAAACCCAUAAGAAUUACCUAAAGGUGUAAUUUCACCAGUUUCACAAACAUGCCAUGGGAGAAACUGGAAAAAGUGCUCAUCUGGUUUCCUUUCUGACCUCUCAGACCACUAAACUGGGUUUGCACAUUUUGACUGUUUUUAUUUUUUUAUUCCUUGUGUAUCAUUAGAGGAGAUUCUUAAAUCUUGAGUGGCUCCUACCUUUUUUUUUAUCAGUUUGUUUUCAUUGCACCCUUUUUUUCCGGUUUAUGUUGACUUAUGUUUUCACCGUUUUGUUGUUGCUGUCUGUCUUUGGUCAUUUGUCACCCAUGUGAAUGAGCGUCAGCAGCAGCAGCCGCUCGGUGCCUCCAGCCUCACCUUGUGUGAAGCUUCUGCAUUCCUUCGUGUCACUGACAAGGUUGGCUAAUGUUCAGGGAAUGCAGCGGUGGCUGAUGUUUGCUGCUGCCUCUUCAUGUCAGUACCUGACAUAUUCCCUCUGGUAAACACAUCCAUAACUGACUGACUGACUGGAUUACAUGGUUUGCCUGGUUGGUUUGUCUUCUUAACGGCCUGAUAUUGUACUGCUAAAUGAGUGGAUGUCUUGCUGAGUGACUGACUGUUGAACGGGAUUACAGCCUGUUCUUGAUGAAAAAAACAACUCUUUGUUAUCGUCCUAGUCCCAGACAUGACUCAUAUGACAGGUAGCUGUAUCAUUACACAGAGAGCAGCAGCAUUAAUGGGGGAUACUUUUACACCCUCACACCAAACUUCUUUAACACCUGGCUUCAUAUUUCCAGUGAUUCGAUGUUAUAAUUUCACUGAGAGUAGGUUGUGUAACCAUUGCUUUGCUUUGCCAUACAGAACAAGCACAUAUUUCUCCACCUGUGGCCUGAAGAACACUUUUUAAAGAAUUUAGAUCUUCAUUUUUACCUUAAUACUAGCAAAAUCUACCUGAAUCAGGUGAACUUGAAUUACCCAACACUUAUUAAUGGCAGUUUUGAAGUCUGAAGAGUUGAGACAGUCUUUAGUUUCUGCCAUAGAAAGAGAUUUAAUUCCCCCAGAGAAUGACUACAGCUGCAUAAAGCAAUUAGUUUAGAGUUAUGGUUAUGGUUGUGACUAAAAGUUUGGCAACAAUUGGAAAGAUUUACCUGAUGUAGUACACCCAUUCAUGUUGCUCUAAAGAUUUAUUAUGAUGACCAGAAAAAUACUUGGCUGGAUUCAUAAAUUUUUUUUGGUUUUAUUUCACCCAAUUCUUUGGUGUGUUUCAAAUACCUGUAACACUGCUGUAUGGUAUGUUUAGUGCUAGGGUUGCAAAAUUCUUGGAAUUUUCAAAGUUGGAAACUUUCCAUAGAAAUUAAUGGGAAUCAACAGGAACAAAUCUCAAAUUUACCAAAUUGAAGGCUGGCCCUUAACAGGGAACUUAAAUAUAGUUGUUGAAAAUAUAUUGUAGCAUAAUCUUGGCUAAAACAACCAGAUUUAACCCAAGUACACUCCUCAAUCACAUGCACACAGCACACUGUUUACUACCAGGCUAUUGAGGCCCCACCCCCUUUUUUGGAGGGAGGGGGCUCCUUUCAUUUAACAUUUUAAAUAGGACUUUUUUUCAUGUGUUUGUGGCUUAAAAUAAUUGAUUGUUCAUACAAGAAUUAAAACUAAAGUUCUACUCAAGUAAAUCUGUUGUAAUUUCAUGUUUUUUAAUUGCAUUAUUUUGCAUGGAUGUCUGCUUAUGACAAGACAAAAAUAUUUACAUUUUGGUUUGGAUAUGAUAUAGUUUGUUUAAAUAACCCCCAAUUUCCAAUCAACUUUCAUAAAUUCCCAAUAAUUCCCAUAAAUUCCCAUGGACAGUUUCAGAUUUGGAAUAUUUCCCAAAUUCUCCAUCUUAAUUUAACUUAAGCUAGCAUUUCAAUUGACAAGCUUGUUUGCUCUUUAAAACUCUUAUAGGGAGUUUUUUUUUUUUACAGAUAUGAAAAAGGCUGAAAUUCAUAUUGAAGCCAUUCCAUGACAUCCAUAAGGAAAAAAGACCAUCAGCAACAAUACUGACGGUUUUAUGUGGUCGUUUGUAAGUUGACCCUCGAGCCAAGUUUUCAGAGAGUUGAACUUAACGCUUAACUCUUUAAGCUGUUCAUUUAUGACAGCUGCCUCUGUCUACUGAGCUGAGCCUGCAGGCUAUAGCAACAUGCAGAUUUGUCAUCUUCACCAUCAGCUGUAGAGGGAUGUGAUUCUGUUUGAAGUGAACAUGGCUGGUCGUAAGCUUCCCCGUCACUGAAAACAGACUCUAACUUGUGAUGGACUCUGGUGGUUCCCACUGAUAUUUACAGAGCUGACAUUCCACCCAACAUGUUGGAGAUAAGCACCAUUAGUGUGUGUGUGUGUGUGUGUGUGUGUGUGUGUGUGUGUGUGUGUGUGUGUGUGUGUGUGUGUGUGUGUGUCUGAGGUAUGCUCUCGUGGAUUAGUGCUCUACCCAGGAAACUGUGAACCUCUUCAGCACCAUUUCAUUUAUACCAAUUUAACACAAUUUCAGUGGGACGCAGAUGUCACUUAUUUUCUCUAACAGAGAUAAUUGCUGCUCGAUUUGUAAAUUUUUGUUUAAUGACAGACGGUUGUGUGUCAUAAUAUUGUCGAAGUCAUUCCCAGCUAGACUAAUGGAGGCAGCUGUAGCUCAGUUGGUCGUUUGGAGGUUCAACUGUAUGUUCCUCUGCCAACAUGCUGUGGUGUCCUCGGGCAAGACGCUUGACCCCACCCAACCCUGUUGACUGCGCUCAGUGGUGUGUGUGAACGGCAUCAGUGAAAAACUGAUGGCGUUUUACAUAGCAGCCUCUACCAUCAGUGUGUGAAUGUGUUGUGAAUGGGUGAAUGUGGCAUGAUGUAGAGGUAAGAUUAGAUAUACCUUUAUUAGUCCCAGAAGGGGAAAUUCCGAAAGUGCUUUGAGUGGUCAGUAGACUAGCCCUUUAAUACCUGAAACCACAAAUUAUGGCCAAAAAAAAAAAAAUUUUUUUUGGAGCUGAAAUGUUUACUUCACUUACUACUGAAAACCAAACAAAAUCAAAAUGUCCUUAAAAUUUAACAAAUAUAUUUAUCUUGUUUGAUACAUUAGAUCUUUUUGGAAACUGAUAAACCAUGAGAGGAGUUUUUUUUAACAACUUAUUGGACUGUAUUCAGAUGUAUUUUGGUUAUUUGUUGAUCAUAUUAAUUUGAUAGAAUUAUCAUAAAAGUCAGUAUUAAAAGUGAUAUAAAAGGGCUAGAGAAAGCACUCCAUAAAUUAAGUCAAUUUACCAUGUAAUAAAUUCAGGAGGCCAAAACAAAAGGCUAAAUUUUUUUAAAUAAAUGAGCAACUGAACUAACGACUGAUUGUUGAAAUCCAGAGGAGAAAAUGGCCCUAUUACAAGACACUGCAGAGGGACAUUAUGACAGCAGCUAAGCUCCCUCCCCAGAGUGUGACGUUAGAGAAAAAUAAUCAGUCGAUCAUUUACUAUUGAAUUUUGACUGGACAGAACAAGUCAUGCAAUUGUGUCAUUGAGUUUGCCUCACUGCCCUGAUGUGUGAACACCAACCUCAGUUAGGUCAGUGUCUACAUUUUAGCUCACUAAAAACAUAAAUAUACUUAAAGGUCAUUUGCCAUGAAAGGCUGAACACACAAUAUGCUUCCUAGACAAUUACAGGAGGGAUGGGGCAAAUCUAUGGGCCUCUAUCAACUUAUUUUGAUUACUAGACCCGUGAAAACAUCAGGCAAAUAUCUUAUUUUUUACAGUACAAUAGAUAUGACCAAAUACACAUAAUAAAAAUCAAUAACAUGCUCUUCAGCCUCAGCUGUAGUUCGAAAGCUGGUUGGCCAACACUGAGUUGGAGCGCCAUGGGAAAAGAAACAGAUCAACACAAUAACCCAAGCAUGUAUUCUGUUCAACUGCCUCCAAGUUCACACACACAGUUUUUCUAUCACUCCACAAACAAUAACUUGAGCAAUCAGCUGAUCUUUGUCACUACAUAAUGUUUGUGAUAACCCAGCCUCCCCACAAUGCUGCUUUAGUGGGCAUCAUGCUAAUUGCUUCCAUAAGGGAAGUUGGGGAAUGUCUUGUGUAUCUGACUUCCUGGCUUUUCUGCCGUCCUCGGGGACCUCUUACGCUGCGGCAGUCUGGGACGGAGAGUAGGCGCCUGUGCCGUGUGGAGAGUACAAAUUUACACGAAUCAUGUGGCAACAGGCUUUGUGUGUAUUCAUUUGGGAGUGACAAAUGAAGCCGUGUUGGGAAAUUCUGGGGGUGUGUUCCUGCUGGCUGUCUGACUGAGAGAUAAUCACUCACAGAAUUAUGUUUGAAAUCUGUGACCUCUCUAGGACAGUGUAGGUGAAAAUGACAGUGCUGUUGCUCCUCAGGUUGAAAUCUAUCCUCAUCUGUUUAUUUGGAUUCUCAGUGAAGGUACACCAGUGAAAUGACCGCUUUUCAAUCCUUCACUGUUGAAAAAUUCAAGACCCAGUUGCUUCCCCCUCUCACUGUGCUUCCUAAAUCCUGAAUCCUAAAACCCCAAGGAUCAGCUCUUAAUCCAGAUUUGCGUUUAAUUACCACUAAAGCAAAACAACAGUCAUCACCCAAACAGAAAUAUGCUUUUAUUUCUGCAAAGUUUGGGUCUUAAUGGCUCCAUCCAAUAUUUUCAUCUUUCCGCCAUGUUUUCUAGCUUUCGUUUCACACAUACCUCUCGUUUAUCUGUCUAAUCUCUCGCUUAACUCUCAGCUGUAUUAUUUAACCGAGCACAAACAGCAUUAAAAUAACUCACUAGUCCAUGCUCUCUAACACAGACUGCCUCACAGUGUUUUCGAGCAUAGGUGUGUGUUGCAUGCGCAUGUGCAGGACCUCCCACUCACAUUUUGCCUCCGUGCUGGGCAAACACUCGUCGACCACAUCUUUAAAUAUUUUGACAACUGUGAGUGUUCUUGAGUUAUCUCACCACUCUGGGGAACCGCAAAUAUGAAAGUAUGUGUAAAUGUCUGAAUCCUGGCCUGUAAGUCAUUUUAGGUAUAUUGCCUAACAUGCUGUCUAUGUUGUCAUGUAAACCUAUUUUUCUGUAAUAUGAGAAACAUUUGAAACACUGGAAUAAAUAGACUUUCUUUUAAACCUGCAUAACUACCUGCUUUUUUCUCUCCAUUUGGUUUCAAGCAUUUUUUUCUGUACUGUAAAAUGUACGUUGAGUUUAGAAUUAUUAUUAUUUUUUGUUGAAUUUACUAACCAACUCUAAAAACUUUUCAAAAUAUUUCUUUUUCCUUUUCCAAAUGUGGUUAGGAGCUCUGUGCGCUUCCAGUGAGUCCAGCUGCCUCUCCCCAAAGGUUCACAUUAUCUAAUGACAGUUUCCUGUCUGCUUGUUGUGAGUGUGCGCUGUCUCCUUAGAAGAGGAGACGGUGUAUGUUUGCUUUGUCUCAGAAUUAGCACACUCUAUAAUCCAAGCAAUUUGGUCAUUAAAGAGCAGCUGAUUUUACAACCUUAUUCUCCAUAUCCCUGAACAAAUGUGAGAUGUUGAAGUCUGCCGCACAUGUAAUUACAUUCAUGCCGAGAAACCACAGGCACACGUUGGAGUAAAUUGUUUAGUCAAACAUGCUGGUGGUGCUUGUUAGUUUAUCCAGCUGUAAGCUAACAUAGUUUACACCCUAUCAUUUAGACCAUGACUGUCAGAUGUGGAGAAGAUCUACCUCAAAAUGCCACAACUGAACAUACAAUAUCAAAGCUAUUACCUAUUUACAGUACAGAUACACAACAUGUAAAGCUUGUCCAGUGGGUCGGCUUUUAUAAACAGUUUGUGAAAUCUAUGAAAAAGUCCUUAAAAGGCCAAAACAUAACCAAUACAAAUACCAGGCAUGGAUUUAAAGAAGCAGACAGGCGAUGAUUUUCUGUUGGAAAAUUUGUAAAAGUAUAUCUCUGCUACAAUACUACAUUCAUGCAAAAAAUAAACAGAUUAAUAAAUAUAUGAAAGUAAAAGUUUUAAGCCUUUAUUUCUAAAAUAAAGAGAAAAAAUAAUUCUACCGAAAUAGAUGGGAAUGAUGCUUUUUGCAAGUAUAACAUAAAUAUGAUAAAAAUGUGCAUUCUACUUGUUUUCAGCCCAGGAAAUAGUGCUGCACAGACAUGUUUGUGUUUCUUUAGUAGCUACAGAGUAAAUGUUGAACUAUGAAUGACAUUAUAAAGGUUCAGUUGUGUACAGAUGUGCCGUGUUGCCAGAGAUACUGCGCAUUAUAAUGGUUAGAAAUCUUGAAUCUCCAGAGAUGUUUUCUUAAACAUUGUUGUCAUUAAAUGCCACUUUGGGCUUUUUGAAAAUGUAUUCAGCACAAAGUUGACUGUCUUCCUUGUAACGAGGGAAAUGUUAAACUUUCUCUAUUAGCCAAAUCACCAGUGUGUUUUUUUUUGGGGGGGGGUUUCUGUCAAAAAUGAAACAAACAAAAAGAUGACAAGGAUGCAGACAGAAAUAAAAAGGUGUUAACACAUGGUGAAACUAAAGAAAAAGACACUUUUUGGGAACAAACAGUUUCCCUGUCAUCAGUAACUGGUGACUUAUAUUGAAUAUCUUCUGAACAUGUUUUCUCUCUCUGAACUAACAGAAAAAUACACUAUACUGCUCUAUAUAUAUAACAGCACUAUACAAACUAUGUUGAUUCAUUAAAAUGUUUUGACCAUAACUGUGGUUUAUCAGAAAGUUAAAGCCAAUAAGUACAUUUUUUAUUGAUUUUUAUAGGUUUUCAUGAAGUCGAUAGAAAAGCAGGUACCACAGGAAACUGGGAAUAGUUGAUAAGUGAGUUUUUAAGUUUGUCUCAUAAUAUCUUUGUACGUGUUCGUGUGUUUUCCAGCUGAAAAAUGGUACAAACGCCACCUGACCUACCAGAUAGUGAACUGGCCUCGCCACCUCUCUGUGUCCUCUGUGCGGCUGGCGGUGCAGGCUGCCUUCCAGCUUUGGAGUAACGUGUCAGGCCUGGUCUUCCAGGAGGCCCUUGAAGGUCCUGCAGAUAUCCGACUGGCGUUCUACGAUGGGGAUCACAAUGAUGGGUCCAGUAAUGCCUUUGACGGACCAGGUUGAAAACAUUAUUUCUUUAUCAAGUCAUCCCUCUGAUCUCUAGUAUCCUUGUCUGGGGUUCUGGCACUUUAAACAAAGGUAUAGGUAAGGUAGGUACAGGUGGAUUUAACAGCCUCUGUUUCCCUGCACCUUGACUUCCAGGUGGGACUCUGGCUCACGCCUUCUUACCUCGGAGAGGUGAAGCCCACUUCGACAUAGCCGAGAGGUGGACACUAAAUGGGCACAAAGGCCACAACCUCUUCAUAGUUACUGCCCAUGAGAUCGGACACACUCUUGGACUGGAGCACUCUCCUGUCCGUCACGCUCUGAUGUCGCCGUACUACAGGAAACUGGGCCGCAGUCUGGUGCUGAGCUGGGAUGACAUUAUCGCCGUGCAGCAGCUGUAUGGUGAGAUAAGGACUCUUUUUAUUUGACCGAUUCCACCCUUUAAAAUUCUAACUCGAUUUAAACAUCUAAAAGAAAUGUUCAAGACGCUUCUAUGUGAUCACAGAAAUGUGUGGUCCCAAAGUCAGGAGGAGUGUUGAACCUAGCACCUUUCUGAGACACACACACACAGACUUUUACUACUUUCCUCUCUGGUUUAAAGCUUGAAAGGUUGAGGGAAAAACACUUCAGUGAAUUGAUUACAAACGUCUCACUGUCUGGCCUCAGAACGACUGGGCUAAAGAUGUCGAAAUUAGUUGCUGUUCACCAUGAGCUAUUAUUAAAACGCUUACAGCCCAUUACAUGAAUUACUGACUCGUUAUGUCUUUGAGGAAACGCAGAGCUGGGGGUUAUUUUUGCUUGACUGCCAAUUAAAUCCAGAGUUGUGGCACUGAGCUGUGAAAAGGCCACUGAGGCUGCUUUGGAGGCCACCAGCUGCAAACACAGAAAGAGGAAAAGUAGAAAAGAGGGCAAGUUGAGAGUUUUGAGAAACACAAAAAACCUGCAGCUGACAGAGAAGACAUCAGAACAAUUUUAAAAUCAUCAUUAUGUUUGUUUUUCGGACAUUGUUGAAGAAUGAAACACAUCCAGAGGUUUUGUUGACAGGAGGGAGUCUGUUUUAUCUUGUUCGGUUCUGUUGCUUCUUAGGUGCUCGGAGAAGAAGGUUUAGACUGAGGGCAGAGAUGGUGGUGUGGAUGUGAAAAUAACACACACACACGUGCGCACACUUAGCUUCUCAGAGCUCCACUUAGUCUUAACUUUAGAGUUUGUUGUUGUGGUUGCUGCUGUUGUUGUUGCAGAGAUUAGGAGCACAGUCUUUAAAACUACAGAUGUACUCGUUUCUGUUUGUUGAAACUAUGUUACCUCUCCUGGCAUGUGUGAGGCAGGUUUGUGCAUGCGCAGAGCUUUCUCUUCACCUUUGAUUAUUUUGAUCUCACCGCCUGGAAAUUAAAAAUCAGUGCAGCAGUUUGCAUAAGACGUCUUUCUAAACCCGUUUGAAGCACAUGUAGCUUCUGCACCUCCUUGACCCUCCUCUGUAAUGAAUUAGUACUUGGAUGCGGACAGUGCUUGAAGUUUUCCCCCCUUGCUUUGACCCUGAAAGAAAGUCCAAAACAGCUGCAAGUGAAGCUUUGUACAGGAAUGUUUGCCUGGCUGCAGGACAGUCUCACAAUCAUUUGGGUAAUUCAACUCUGAACUUGAGAUUCAGCUGAGCAGAAGCUUGAAGGCAUGUUCCUCCUUCAAUUAACAUCUGAGGAGUCCCAUCUGCUCAGCCUCUGGAGACAUCAUGACCUCAGCUCCUUAUUUACCAGCUUAUUCUCUUCAGGGGGCUCCUUUUUCAUCCCAGGGUUUAAGAAAAUAUGACUGACCACCAUUUAGACACGGGUUAUUGAAUUAAUUAGCUUUAUCCAUUCAUUUAAUCUUCAUAUUUUUGUUUCUCGUUGGUUUGUGGGGGUAUUUUUUGGGCAAAGGGCUUUACCUGGAAAGAUGUGCACACAAAUAAUUCUUGUAACUGCUUCACAAAAGUUGGAUGUGGUCCAGCUGGAGUUCAUCAAAGCAAAGCUUGAUUUCAGGCGCGCUUAUCAACCUGCUCUCCCCUCACGGCAAUCAUUUCUACAGACUGCAGCUGCUCCCACGUAAAUGUCAAGCAGCCCCAGAAACAGACAAGGACACGAAGCGUAACUGACAGCACUGCAGGCACUAAAAACUCUACACCUGAAGGCAGUGUGUGUGUGUGUCCUGAUUCCUCUGUGACAGGUAUUAAAUAGCAUUUUAUUUGAAUGAAUACACCCACUGUGAUAUUGUAUUCAUUGUGAGUAAUGAACAUGGAUGUCAUCAGAGAAAGCUUUGAAAUCCAUCACUGUGGUAGAAGUCGUACCUGCCUAAUGUGAAGCCUCUAUGAAUCAAUUUCAUACAUCUAAAAAGGUUACACAAGUUCAAGAAAACUCUUCUUUAAGUAUCAGAAAUGUGAAAUAUAUUUAUACAAUGUUGAUGGUUGAUGUUAUUGAGUCAUUCAUGAGUAAUUGGUCAUGUCAUUUCUCUGUUCGGAUUUGUUAGUAAUGGAAUUUCCCACUGGGACAAUAUAUACUUCAUCAAUGGACUGUACAAUGAAGUUAAUGUAUUAACUUUCAGGAGCAGGACCACGCCCUCACCACACCUCCAAUCACUGACUAGCCUCCAUAUACACAUCCAUCCCACUACAUUAACACUUCCACCAACUCUCCAGGUCCGCCUCUCUGUGAUCUCAACCCAUUUUCAGGUACAGUCUGAGUUGGACUAAGCUCGGGCAGAACUACGCCUGAGACGGAGCCCCCAUGUUGAGUCUCUUCCAGACUAACCAGACAUUCAACACUCCUCAUUAACCUCAUCAUCCAUCACAACAAACACACAACUGACAAGACAUACACAUUCACAAAUUCAUAUUAAAUAUUCAAAAUGUAAAUCAUUGUGGCGUGGUUAUGCUAGUAAAAAUCUCUUUAUAUGAGAGCGUACAGUUAGUUUAAAAUGUAUGAGACGUGGAUAAUGUUACUUUUGUUCCCCUUUUUUGAUGAGACUUAUCUUUAGGCGUUGAAUUAACUUAUAACUUUGCACAGAAAAUACAAACCUUCAAAUACAAAUUCAAAUUCAAAUACUCCUUGAUGUACUUCUGCCUCACUUAUGUAUUUUAACUGAAUAUAUUACACGUGAUUGUCUUAUCUAAUAUGUUGCAUUUUUGAUAAUGCUACCAAACUGUACGUGAUUUUGAUUAAAAAAAGAACUGUCUGGAUCAGCCGUGAUGUGUUCGAGUCUCUAACAUGGUCAUAUUUGGAAAACAUCAUCCUGAACAUAACCAACCUGUAAUUUAAACAACGUAAGUGGAUCAUAUCAAAACUAUAAAACUACAAUGUUUUCACUAACACUCUGUUACAUUUUGUUCUUAAGUUUCAUGUGUAGCUCUCGCACCAGUGGUGAAUGUAAACAGUGAAGUCAUAUGUCCUUAUCUUACACACACACUCACGCACACACACAUACAGUGGGGGCAUUAAUUGGCAGCCGUCCAUGUGUUAUCCACUGUGGUGUGUGUAUCUUUUUUUCUGCUGCUUCCUCCAGGUCUUGGGUGUUCAGAUUUUAUCCUCCUCUUACACAAAUGUUUGUUCAGCUCCUUACAAACAAGAAAAAUGGCUGUAAAACACCCUCAUUUGCCCUUUAUCUUCUUUUCUAUUGUGCUUUUUUGGACUUUGGUUAGCUUUGAUUCUUUUCCUCUUAUUUAUUCAUUUUAUCUGGUAAGGAAGAUGUCAGUCUUCAGGGCUGGAUAGGUUCAAAAACAAAUUUAAGAACUCUAAAAGUUUGUAGAGGUCUCAGUCUACUCUCUAUCUGGACUCUGGUGUUUAUUUCCUUUGCAGUAAAAUGCCAUCCAUCUGUAUACAUCUACUCAGCCACAUCCUGUAAAGGAUAAUUUAAACAUUACCAAGUCCUGCGUUUGUCCAUCUUUUCGCUCGUUCCCAUGCAGUCCAGAUACUCCUACUGUCUUUAGCGAGCAUGAAAUGAACACUGACCUGCUCAGUAUCUAUUUUACUAAAUAAUUUAUGUUCAUUUUAGUAUCUUGUCCUGCAAGUUCCUGGAAAUAGUCUGCAUACUUUGACCAUUACUAUUAAGACUGAAACUGUAAAUCUGCAUGAGACAUUUUUGUUGUUUGUAUUUUUUUAUAUCCAUCUCUCUCUCUUUCUCCAUCUCCCUCUAUCCUCUUUCCAAUCCCAACAUGGUAGAGGCACAUGGUUGUUUAAAAUAAAUCCUGUUCUGCUCAAGGUAUCACCUUAACUUGCUAAUGCUGCACAGUGCUCUGCUCAUGGUGAAUUAAGAUAGGAUGAGACUGAUUUUUGGGGCUCAAUCUGACCCUGUUGUGAUGUUUGGUCUUUAUGAAUAAUAUAAUUUAAACAAGGUCUAGACUUCUUUUGGUGCACUAUCUUGUGAUUUUUGCAGUUAUUUGGCACAAAAUUAAUAAAGAUUAAUCAAACAUUCUGUUUUUGCUCUCAGGUAAGCCAUCAGGUGACCGCCCUGUCAGGUUGCCUGGCCAGGUUCUGCAUGCCACGCUGCAUGAGUGGGAGUCCACAGAGCUUCACAGUGGGCAUCAGACAGCAGGGCAGCCGCUCUACUGCCAGGGUGUCUUUGAUGCAAUCACUAUGGGUGAGGCCCUGAUGAAAAUAUCAUGAGAAAUGACACUGAGUCACAUUUAAUUACAAGAAUGCCUUCAAGAAGCUUAAAAAACAUCGUGUGUAUGUCUCCAGACCACAACAAGACAGUUCUAGUGUUUCGAGGUAGUGUGUACUGGACAGUAUCGGCUGAAAAUGGUGUGAAAGGCCCACUUCCUCUUCGCCAGCGCUGGUCCGACCUUCCACCAGCCAUAGAAGCUGCUGCUUUUUCCCCGCUGGACUCCAAGUGGUAUUUUUUCAAAGGUACUGCUUUUAGUGAGCCUUUUGUGACUCACAACUCUUUUAUAAGACAUUCCCUAACCUACUGCCUAAUUUCACAUAUCUGUUAAAAGCCUGGAAAUAGAUUAUACUGUGCCUCUUAAAUGGGAAAGUGCUUUUAAAAUACUGCACUGAAGCCUCAGCUGCAGUUUUACAGUCCCGUCAUCCUUACUGUUAUGACCGAGUUUAACUUUACAGUCGCAAACCUGGCGGUCAUCCAGGUUCACUGAUCCUAACAGUUUGAUGUAAACUGAGACACCGUCCUGUGACACUUAUUACACUGCCUGGCCAAAUCAUCAUCUUUUUCCUCUGUCCUUUACUCUCUAGGAUUUUUAAAGCCUUUAAAAUUAAUUUAUGCAGUUAAAACAAGCUUUUGUAUUUUUGAUCAAAUCUAUGUUUUAAGAGCAAGCUGCAAAGUGAGGUAGAUCUGUCACUGUUACCGUUUCAAGAGAGUGUUUUAAUAAUAUAUGAUCACCUAAAUCUUUUCUGUGGUAAUUAUUUCAGAGUAUAUAUAAUUUUUUUUUGAUGACAAAGUUUGACACUUGAUUGUAUUUCCUGAUAUGCAGGGAAGAGGAUGUGGCGAUAUACAGGCAGCGUGCUGGAUCCCAGCUUCCCAAGGAAGAGCAGUGAGCUCGGUCUACCUCACCACCCUGACUGUGCCUUCUUUUACGCUCCUCUGGGUCACAUGGUGGUAUUCAAGGGCUCCCGCUACUCUGUGCUGAACCUUCAAACUCUGCAUCAAGAGCCCUACUACCCCCGCAGGCUGACAGACUGGACUGGUGUACCUCAGGGGACAAACGGAGCACUGACCCGUCCAGACGGGCGCCUCUACCUGUUCAGAGAGCAGCGGUUCUGGAGGUUUGAUCCCAUCAAGGUGCGUGUCACCAGGGAAGGCCAAUGGGCCAAAGAUCUGAGCUGGACUGGUUGCAGCAAUGCUCCUCAGGGCAAUAACAUCCUUUGACCAGCAGAGGGAGCCAUACACCUCUCACACAUGCACUGUGGGGA